Molecule: messenger RNA, 2488 nt
Organism: Drosophila mojavensis
Lineage: Eukaryota; Metazoa; Arthropoda; Insecta; Diptera; Drosophilidae
Gene: eIF3d2
Product: eukaryotic translation initiation factor 3 subunit D-2
Exons: 2
Coding region: 736-2400 (554 amino acids)
Biological process (GO): translational initiation
Cellular component (GO): cytoplasm; eukaryotic translation initiation factor 3 complex
Molecular function (GO): translation initiation factor activity
Source: RefSeq, a predicted model, not a curated record
AUUUGAGAUUCAGGACAUUCGACGACUCGUGCUUUAUUAAAACAUUAAAUUCGAAAUUUAUAAUACAAAUCCGCUAAGAUACAUUGUAGGCUCUAUAUGCUGUCUGGAUUGUCAGGUCUUAAAAACACCUAGAAAACGAUAAGUCUUAGUUUAAGAUUUCAUCAAAAACGCAUUCAACUUGCCGGCAAUGAGCGAUCCAAGUUAACCUUGGGUAGGAACAGGCGGCAUACCAUAAAGAUGAUGCUUAUUCCUAUAGUGAUUGUAUUUACCGACCACCGAAAGAUUUUCAGGUAAUCUACCAUUGUUUUUCCUUUUUAUUGAUUGCUAUACGAAAUUAAAAGUUUUCUUUCGAUCUCAAUAUGCUAGCAUUCUCUAGGCUCUGUUGAUUUUCCAUUCUGUUUUACAAAAGUGUAUAAAGUGCGAAAAUAUAUCGAUUGGAAUGUCAAAUAUAGGAAUGGAAAUCGAGCUCUAUUUUAUUCAUUGAAUUCUCUUGGCGAUCCAAGUAGGCUAUUAAAUUUUGAAAAACUUUCAUGCAUUGCUUUACCUUUCAAUAUUCAUUUUCGCCAUUUCACACUCGGGAAACGUGUUGAAAAGACUUUCUAAAUAAAAAAAAAAUUAAUUAAUUAAAUCUACAAUCGAAAUUGAAUUUUUUUUUUUUUUUUUCUUUCGUGCAAGAAUCGCGAAUAGAGCUUUGUUUAGAAAUAUCGAUUUGAAUCGAGUUUGCAUUGGUUAAUCAUGUCGCACUACGCGCCGUUCAUCAAGCCCUACAUCGAGUACAAUCAGUUCGGCUGGGGGCCCUGCGAUGUGUCGGAUAUGGAGGUGCCGUAUCAGCCCUUCUGCAAGAGCGACCGCCUGGGCAAGAUCAGCGACUGGAUGCUGCCGGUGCAGGACAAGAAGUACACUAACAAGUACGCCUCGACCUUUGGCAGCAACAACAGCCAGUACGCCUACUUCCACGAGGACGACGACGCCACCUUUCACCUGGUGGAUGGGGGCAAUCCGCGCGCCCUGAAGCCCUAUCAGCGCAAUCGCUAUCGCCCCAAUCAGCGCAACAAUGUGCGGCUCCAUGGCCGGUAUGUGCGUGGCAAUGCGAUGAUUGGUGUGGGUCAGGGUGGUAUCGGUGGCUCUGGUGGUGCUGGUGCGGGCAACAAAUACGGCAAGGGGCGCGACAUGCGGCGUGGCUAUGCGGGUCGCCGCUUCAUGCGCAACGCCCCGGUGCGUCUGCGCGAGAGCUCCGUGCUUGUGCGUUCCGACUGGGUCUCGAUAGAGGAGAUCGACUUCCCUCGACUGCUCAAGCUCUCGCUGCCCAACAUUAAGGAUGGCAUCGACAUCGUCACCUGCGGCGCCCUGGAGUACUACGACAAGCAGUGCGACCGCAUCAACGUUAAGAACGAGCGGCCGCUGCAGAAGGUCGAUCGCAUCAUCAAUGUGCCGGGCACCAUAGACGACCCGGUCAUCCGGCGCCUGUCCAAGACGAUGGGCAACGUGUUCGCCACGGAUGACAUCAUCGCCACGCUGAUGUGCUGCACGCGCUCCAACUACUCCUGGGACAUUGUCAUCGAGAAGCUGGGCACUAAGGUCUUUCUGGACAAGCGCGACAAUGCGCAGUUCGAUCUGCUGACGGUGAACGAGACGGCCCUGGAGCCGCCGCAGGAUAGCGAGGGCUCCAUCAAUUCGCCGCAGAGCCUCUCCCUGGAGGCCACACUCAUCAAUCACAACUUCAGCCAGCAGGUGCUCAAGAUUGGCGACCAGGAGCCGAAGCACAAGUUCGAGGAGCCAAACCCCUUCGAGGAGCCCGGCGUGGAGCUAGCCUCCGUCGCCUAUCGCUACAAGCAAUGGCAGCUGGGCGACGAUGUCGUCCUCAUUGCUCGCUGCAAACACAACGGCGUCAUCAAGUCGCCCAGUGGCGAGCUACAGUUCGUCUCCAUCAAGGCGCUCAACGAGUGGGACUCGAAGGCGGCCAACAGUGUCGAGUGGCGCCAAAAGCUGGACAGCCAGCGCGGAGCCGUGCUCGCCUCGGAGCUCCGCAACAAUGCCUGCAAGCUGGCCAAGUGGACCGUGGAGGCGGUUCUCGCCGGCUCCGAUCAGCUCAAGCUGGGCUAUGUCUCGCGCGUCAAUCGCAACGAUCAUCUGCGCCACGUUAUUCUGGGCCUACAGCAGUUCAAGCCUCAGGAAUUCGCCACACAAAUCAAUCUGAAUAUGGACAAUGCUUGGGGCGUGCUGCGCUGCCUGGUCGACAUUGUGCUCAAGCAGCCGGAUGGCAAAUAUUUGAUCAUGAAGGAUCCCAACAAGCCCAUGAUACGCCUGUACGACAUACCCGAAAAUGCAUUCGACUCGGACGGCAACGAGGAUGAGGAGACUAGCGAGGACAGACCUUUCCUAAAGUCCAUGGCCAAUUAAAUUUACGAUUUGUUUCAAUUUUGCAUACACAUGCAUAUAUUUGUAUUGUAUAAAUAGCUUUUCGCUUGAAAAAUAAAUCAAUGUUAGG